CUCAAUGAACAAAUAUAAAACUGCCUGAAGACCAACUUCCUCUUACUACCAUAAAACCUUAGCUAGUAACUUAGUGCUUGUAGCUAUAGUGCUCUACUACUAAGCUGUAUCUGUGACCAUAGAGGGACGUCAUGCAGAGCUGGAGUGGCUGCCUGCUAGUGUGCUGGUUUGUACAUGCAGCCUUUGCUCAAGCAAGCUCUGGAGAUGGACUCAUCAUCCCUAUUGAUGCUGUACCAGCUACCUGCAGAGCCGGACCCCAUGUUGUUAUGGGAACACCGUUAAAGUGGCAACUGACAACUACUGGUGAACUAGUAGACGGAGGAAAUUGUACCUUCACAGACCAAGACUCACAACAAUUACUGUAUUCAGCUGGCUUUGUGGCUGCACUGCCAGGUGACUAUCGCUACCAAUGUCCUGAGGUUGGGGUCCAGGGGAACAUGAGCAUCGUGCAGGCCCAGUACAGCAUCGCAGUGUGCAGUGGUUGCAGUAACCACAGCAAUGAGUAUCGACUAAACACGGGAGAGGUUUUGCAGUGGGCAUUUGUUCGCAUGGAGGGGGAGAAACUGAGAGAGGCUGUAAAUUGUACCUCUCAAGUGUGGAGGGAUGAUCGCCUACUGACCUCAAUGGAUCAAUCCAUGACGUCAUACCAAUUCAACUCUCCUGGCAACUAUCGGGUCACCUGUGAGAGGGACACUUCCUUGCAAGCCACCAUCACAGUCAUGAGUGCACCCUCCCCCCCUCUUACUGGUCUCCUACCACUCCUCUACACACACGCUGCACUCAUGGCCACUGCAUUCGGAGUAUUACUACCAAUUGGUGCAUUUCUUGCCUACAACAAAGUCAAGUUGGCCCACAAGAUCGUACAGCCUCUGGGCAUAAUGCUCGCUCUCAUUGGAUUCGUUCUUGUAAUUGUAUUCGUGCAGCUGACUCACGGGAAACAUUUUCGCUACCUCAUUCACAGUUUGCUGGGGCUUGCCCUGUUGCUAUUGGCUACUCUAGGGAUGCCCUUGCUCCUGCUCAGAAAGCCAAGGACUUGGCACAAGAAAGCUGGACAAAUUGUCACUUUCUUUGGAAUGGGGAAUGUAUUACUGGGUCUCUCCGUGUUUCCAGUGCUUCCCCUUGCUGCCUACAUCAUCUGUGCAGUGUACGGUGUCUGGCUAGUCAUUGCGGCCGUAGUCUACAUCUUUGUGCCUCGGUCUGCAAAGAAGGUCUCCAGUUACUCUAUCCCGAAUCAGACCAACAAAGAAUCUAAAGAUGAAAUAGCACUCAAAUCUCGAAAUUCCUCUUUCUCCAGUUUGAAGGGUCCGCAACGUUUGGACAAGAAUGUUAUCUCAGACGAAAAGAUGAUACAACUACGAAAGAAAAGUAUGGAUUUCCUUGAUUCUACUAGAACGAGAGAGCAGCUCAACCUUGAGUUCAGACACCACCCUCUCUACAACAACCAGCCGUAUGAGAAUGGAAAUGGACAUUACGAGGAGGAUUCCAAACCAGAUCAGGAAUCAGAGUCUGAGAGUUAUGAUCUCGAAGUAUCGACAGCCCCCCUCUGUCGGAUGGUAUCAGAACAAGACAGCUCCAUGCCGCCCACUCCUGAUGAUGAACUCGGAACAGACGAGAAAGUGCGUAUGUAUUUAGCUAGCUCCGAACAAGCCGAUAGGGUUCAAAGUGCAGACAAUUUAGAUCAAAGCAGUCCCGACGAUGUUGUCAUAGUGGGUGGAAAGGUCACCAGAGCUAAGACGUUCAAUCAUCACUACGCCCACCUUGCCGAUGAUGAGACGGAGAAGGGAGGGUCCCUACGAAUCACUCGACACUCUAAGAGAGCUCGACGAGGAGUAGAUGACGUGUUUCCAGAUAUUCUAACUCCAGAUGACACAGACAAAGCUACGACGCUACCGGCUCACCUAGCAACGACCCCCCAGGGAGAGGCUCCUAUCAGCCGUAGGAGGAAGGGUGCCUUUAUGCCCCCUCCCAUCAUCACCACCGCCCCCCUCGAGGGAACUGAUUUUACUCCCACUGGUGGUGGCUGUCCGUUUCAUAAUAUGGGCAAUGGACUGGCCGUCAAGAAAUCAAAUCGUAGGGGAAUCUCCCCAACACCCUCCGGAGACAGUAUGUUUGAGAGCUCCCCUCGUCCGCGAAAGAAGAAAGUGAGUGUUGCUCAAAUUGAAGCGACUGUUGUGCCCCCCACACCUGUGAAUCUCCAGCCCCCUGGUGGGGGGAACCUCCCUCGCAGCAUCAGCCAUGAUACUAUGCGCACUACACAAGAUGUGUUCACAGACAACGCCUUUCGAUCGGUGAUGCAUAUAUCUCAGGACGCCAUCGUGUGUGCCAACUCUGUGGGAGACAUUGUGUUCUGGAGCACUGGUGCUGCAAGGAUGUUCGGCUACACUCCAGGGGAGGCCAUUGGCAGCAACUUAGAAAUGAUUGUUCCUCUUAGUUUCCGGGAGAAGCACCGUUUCGGUAUCAACCAUCGAACCACCGACACUCUCAAGUACCUCCGCAAACACUCGUAUGCUCCAGAGGAACAGAAGCACGCUCGACUGUACGAGGUACGCGCUCUCACCAAGAGUGGGCACGAGAUCCCAGCCGAGGUGCAUGUGACUAGCUUCGUCAUUGAGGGGGAGUUGUUCUACACGGGGGUCAUCUCUGAGAUGACUCGCAAGACAGGGGGCUCCAUCGGGAGUACCAGUGACAUCAACGAGCUGUCUCUAAAACAAAGGUCUCUGGCAGUGGGGGCUCAGAUGAAGAUCGCUCACAACCUGAUGAAUGCAGCCCACAUCUCAAAGAAGGAGCUAGAGAGAGUGCUUGUGAGCAGCCUCAGAGCCACUGACUUCGAGGUAGAGCCUCACCAGAUUGAGCAAAUGGUUGCAGGAAUCAUGAAGGAAGGAGAUCCAGGCACCACUGGAGUGAUGCCAUUCGUUAGCCUCAUCAAGCUCCUCUCAAAACAUCAGCUCUAUAUUAGCGAGUCUGGGAAUAUCGCUCGGUACGGAAAGACCAAAGGAUCGCAGGGAAGCGAAUUGUCACGAAGGGAGAGAGUGUCCAGCAGUACGAAAGGGUUCUUUGUCAACUCAGCAACUUCCCUCAUCUGGUUACUCAUUUACGUACUCCUCAACGUCUUUGUAUUUGUAGUGGGUGUGGUAAGUACGGAUCGAUUAGGCAUGGAGAGGUAUGCGUAUGGAGCCGGACCUGUAUUGAGCAUGAACACAGUUCUUGUGUUACUGCCCACUCUCAGCUCUGUGGUGACUGCAAUGAGGAGCAGUGUCUGGAUGAACAAGUAUCUCCCACUCACCCGGACUACACUGAUGCACGUGCUGGUGUCCUGUGGUAUCCUCGUCUGGUCAUUGAUCCACGUCACUCUCCAUCUAGUCUCCUUUGCCGUUACCAUUGACAAUAGUACUGCCCCCCUCUCCACCAGCGAACGAUUCACAGAGAACCUCCUCACUCACCUUGGUCCUACCAUCACUGGCCUCAUUAUUGCUCUCCUGUUCCUAACUCUAGCAAUAAGCUCGAUAGGUCCCAUCCGUCGAGUGUUGCGAUUCAUUCCGUUCUACAUCAUUCACUGGGUGUGUCUGUGUGCCUUCUACCUACUGCUGGUCAUCCAUGGAGUCAGCUACUUCAACCACUCCUAUUGGCCGUGGUUGCUUCCCUUUGCCUUGCUUGUGUUAGUGGAGAGAGUAUAUCGCUACACCGCUAUCACACGUCACUCUGUACGAGUUGACUGUGCGGGUCGCUAUGACGAUCAGUCUCGUACAGCCAUCAUUGAGUUGGAACGACCUCCUAAGUUCAAGUUUGAGCCUGGACAGUACAUGCUACUCAACCUACCUUGGAUAGGUUACUUCAACUGGCAGCCUUGUCAGAUAAGCUCAGGGCCUAAAGACAAGAGACUUACAGUUCAUGUUCCCUACUCUGCUGAGCCGUGGACUAUGGAGGCCUUUCAAUACCUCAAGACACAUCCCUAUCGCAUGCACAGUUCAACCAAUCAGAGGAAAGACUCUAGACUCAAGAACAAGGAGGCCGUGACCAUAGAGAGCACAGAGGCAAGCCAACACCAGGCUGAUCUCUCAGCCGUUCAAUUCACUGGACCGCAUGGCCCAGCGUAUCAUUCUCAGCUAUUGUUUGACCACAAGAUCUCUACGCUAGUGUGUGCAGGUGACUCAGGGCCGCACGUUGCCAAGGCUAUCAUCAAGAGGUUCCUAGAGUACAGGAAAGGAAAUGCUUGUCAUUGUGGCUGCAGUCCUGUGCUGACCAAGCUCUACAUUGUCUGGGUGGUCCCCAGUGGACACGAUUUUGAGUGGUUCACAGACUAUCUGUCUGAGUUGUGCGAGGAUGACCACGUCCACCGCUACCUGGACGUGAGAGUCUUCCUCACCAACAUCAACUCCCCUCCCGACGAGUUGGCCUCUGCUCUGUUGCAGCUGGGGCUCAAGACUGCCGGCCCUCAGUGCAUGGUGAGGCGACCUUCACAGCCACAACUCAACAACCUCCACUCCAAGACCAGCUAUGGAGCACCAGACUUCCCUGCUCUCCUAGAUUACAUUUCUGCUCAGAAUGCGACCAUGUGGAGUGAGGGUGUGACAGAGUUCGGAGUGUUUUCAGUGGGAGCACUGCACCACGGCAUGAGGAGGGAUCUGGCCAGGGCCUGCAAGACCAGCUCCAAACCUGGACAGCUUAUCUACUCAAGUCAUCACAUUUACACAUAAACUGUUUGGUAGUGUUUGCUAUUCUACUCAACUUUUACUUUUUAUAACUUUUCCCCAGCCCUUUUGUUGUUACAUGUCAUGCAUCGUUUUGUAGAUCAUAAAUAAUUUGUCAUUAAAUAUUAUUGUGUGAAAUGAUUAUAUAAA
Molecule: messenger RNA, 4838 nt
Organism: Halichondria panicea
Lineage: Eukaryota; Metazoa; Porifera; Demospongiae; Suberitida; Halichondriidae
Exons: 15
Coding region: 132-4694 (1520 amino acids)
Biological process (GO): defense response; superoxide anion generation
Cellular component (GO): plasma membrane; NADPH oxidase complex
Molecular function (GO): superoxide-generating NAD(P)H oxidase activity
Source: RefSeq, a predicted model, not a curated record